AUGGCGACUGCUUCCGACGAGGACGAGUAUCGACCAAGCGACGUCGAAUCUGUCGACGCAGGAGCUGAGGCUGACUCGGGCCACAAUGAUCUUGUUCCAGUGUCAAUGUCCCGGAGGGCGAGCUCGUCUGAUGGGAGGGCAGGAUUCGACGACGACGAUGAUCUUGAUGCAUCGUCACUUUCGGCCGCAUCAAUCACUUCUCGCAAGCGGCGCUACCUUCCAGACUAUUCGGGCGCUCCCCUCAAACGACAGCGCCGCACCUUCAAUCCGGACUACCUUGCCAUCUUGAAUCAGGAUAUUGCUGACGCCGCGGCCAACUUGGUUGGUGAGGACGUCUCUCACCUCAACCCUUCUCAGAUUGGCGCCGUCCGAUGGUCCGACAUCGAGAAGGAGGCCUUCUUCUCCGCCCUCGGCCGUCUGGGGCGGGACGAUCUGCCAGGUAUCGCUGCCCGCAUUGGAACCAAGAGCCAGCUCGAGGUGCGGCAGUACAUUAUGCUUCUUUCACAACGCGAGCGCACCCGCAGGGACGACACGGAGCUGCGGCGGAAGACUCUGCGGCCCGCGGACCUCCCCGCCGCCGCCGAGCUGAGCCACGACUGCUGCGCUGCCCUGGACGAGGCGGCGGACGAUCUCUCCUUGCGGCAGGAGAACUACGAAACCUCGGCCGAGGAGAAGCGAUGGGGAGACCACUGGCUGAUCACGCAGCAGACGCUCAAGGAGCUCGAGGCAGCGCAGAAUCACGCUGAGAUGCCGUUCCUGGACUUGUUCGUCGCCAGGAACUGGCUGAGGCUGUCGGACCGGAUCUUCCUCAACUCCAAGAUCCCCGACUUCAACUGGCGAUACGUCUCGGAAGAAGCCCCGGCCAUCAGAGCCACGGCCUUGUCCGACUUCCAUGCGCUGGUUGUCAGCGUCACGAAACGCCUCGUGGCGAGCACGCUGUUCAUGGCAGGAAUGCGAAUCAAGGCGAAGAGGGAGUAUAUGCCGACGACCAGAAACCUUGUCCGCGCGACAGACGUGGAAGCAGCGGCCGCUUCACUGUCCAUCAAGACCAGCAGCCGCGAGUUCUGGGCUCGAGCUGCCGGGAGAUUGAGAAUAGAUAUUGUCCAAGACAAGACAGACCCGAGCGAGGAGGCUUCAGACGAAGGGCACAGCGAUGACGAGGAAGCGGUCAUGUCGUACAGAGAAGUCGAGGCAGCGCUCGGAGGCAGCCAGGAUGGACCCAGACAUGACUCUGCGCAGGAUUCCUCAGUGGAUACCGAAGACAGCUCUGAAGAAGAUGAGCAGGAGCACGCUGAAAUGGCGGGAGCAGACUCGGAUCUGGAUAUUGACGAUACCCUUAAUGACGAAGCCAUCAAACAAGAUAUGCGCGAGGCAAUGCACUUCUCAGCCGAUUUUGAGGGUACGACCCGUGCCCGGCAGGGUCUCCAGGGCCGCAUCGAGGCCGAACACCGAAUGGAGGCCGAGGCCGAGAGCAGUGACUUGCAGGCCAGCAGGGAGGAGGAAGCCCGACUGUGGUCGAUGAUGCGACAGUCUGACGAGCCAAUAUCUGGAGGAACAGCAACCAAGGAGCAGGCCGGGGGCCAGGUUAGAAGGCCAGUGCAUGAGCCGAUCAUGAAGGACUGGAGAGAUGGCAUCAGAUAUGUAAGCCCGUGGGAGACCCGUGCCGAUGUUGAGUGA
Messenger RNA from Neoarthrinium moseri, 1677 nucleotides. RefSeq lists its product as uncharacterized. Gene Ontology annotation, biological process: nucleolar large rRNA transcription by RNA polymerase I; transcription initiation at RNA polymerase I promoter. NCBI's taxonomy places the organism in Eukaryota, Fungi, Ascomycota, Sordariomycetes, Amphisphaeriales, Apiosporaceae. The transcript has a single exon. Gene Ontology annotation, molecular function: rDNA binding; RNA polymerase I general transcription initiation factor activity. Gene Ontology annotation, cellular component: RNA polymerase I upstream activating factor complex. The coding region runs from base 1 to 1677 and encodes 558 amino acids. The record is from RefSeq and is a predicted model, not a curated record.